Messenger RNA from Myotis daubentonii (Daubenton's bat), 1128 nucleotides. RefSeq names its product RAB15 effector protein (gene REP15). The record is from RefSeq and is a predicted model, not a curated record. Gene Ontology annotation, cellular component: recycling endosome; endosome membrane. Gene Ontology annotation, biological process: receptor recycling; transferrin transport. Lineage: Eukaryota; Metazoa; Chordata; Mammalia; Chiroptera; Vespertilionidae.
CUACACCAAGUAAGCUGCGGAGUUAGAAAACUGGGACCACAUUAACAGAUGCGACUUCACUGCAAGACGUUCACUCUGAAAAAGAAGCCAUUCUGAUCCAAGGCCACAUGGUUGAUAUUUGGAAGCAGUAUUGAUUGAGUGCAGAGGAAAUGGGGCAGAAACCUUCGCAACAGUCGGCUCCCAAGGACAGCCAAGAGGUUGUCAGCGUCUGUGAGGUGUUCAGUGGAGCUAUCGUGCAUGCCGCUCAGAAAUUGGAGGAGUACCUUGGAUUUGAAGACCCUCUGAGCAAUCUGAGCCCAGCUCCAGACACUCUGAAUGAGAUCUUCUUAAUCCACUUCGUUACUUUCUGCCAAGAAAAGGGCGUUGAUGAGUGGCUCACCACCACCAAGAUGACCAAGCACCAAGCCUUCCUGUUUGGGGCCGACUGGAUUUGGACCUUUUGGGGAUCUGAUAAGCAAAUAAGACUCCAGCUGGCGGUACAGACCCUGCGGAUGUCUUCUCUUCCUCCUGUAGAGUCUAAGCCUUGUGAGUCCUCCAACCCAGAAUCCAGGGCAGAGUCUUCCCGGAAGAGUAGAUUUGAAAAGCUGGACGAAUUCUGUAGCUUGAUAGGAGAGGAUUGUCUGGGCCUGUUUCUCAUCUUUGGUGUGCCAGGAAAGCCUAAAGACAUCAGGGGAGUUGUCCUGGACAGUGUCAAAAGGGAGAUGGCCAGGGGCCGUCUGCCCGGAGGGAAGGCAGUGGCACAAUUUGUCCUGCAAACUAAAGACUGUGUCUCUGUUAGAGAGCUGCUUGGAAGCUGUCUGACUAAGAAAGACGGGCUACGGGAGGUGGGCAAGGUUUAUAUUCGCAUCCUCUGAACUAGAUUGGUGUGAUGAGACUGGCCGGUGAGAUGAAAAGGAAAAGAUAUUUUCUUCUAAUAAGCAAGCCCUUCCACUUGGCAUCAUCCCGGCAUGGAAUGCCCCCUCCCUCUCCCACAUUGAAUGAAAAUGAUCACCUGGACAAAACAUAUGAGUGUCAUGAUUAUGGAGAUUUCCAUAUUGUUGGGAAAACUGACAAUUUAGCUUACUCUUUCAUUUAUUUACUCAAUGAUAAAAAUGGGAGGGGAGAAUAAUAAAGUCACCCUUAAAGUUU